CACGAGGCUGUCGCUCCCUACAUGUGGGGACCUGGGGUCUGCCCACCAGGUUACAGAGCCCACACAGCAGGGGUCCCGGGCGUAUGGGACAGAGGACAUCUGGCCUGUGGCUUGACACCCCGCAGCAAGUGGGAACGAGAGCCCUUGGCUGGCGCAGGCUGAUGAGGACGCUGAGAGGUUCUGCUGUGUGGAAGAGAAGGAGCAGGAGAGGCCACAGCGGCAGCCGUAGUGGGAGAAGCUUCCAGGGGACGGCCUCAGCUCGGCCACCGUGGGCGGCGGGGAAGUGCUUCCAGAGGUGGAAGGUGUCCUCCGGGUGCUCCUGGAGGGAUGCCAUGGGCACCGAGAUGGGAGGCCCGGAGUACGCGCCCCAGAGCCCAGCUGGAGAGUCUCCACGACGCUGCCACUGGAUCUUACAGUAGGGGACUUGGGAACUCAGAGAAGCUGCAGAGACAGGACACUCCCGCCCUGGCGCUCUCGGGCUGCCGGCCACCCUUGCUGCCCACCAGAACUGCUCAGCAGCCCACGCCACCCUGGCCGGGUCCUUCCUGCUGCCUAGUUCCAGCGGCGCCUGCUGAGGUAGCACGGGGACCGUCCGUCCCCAACCUGAAAUCCUGGCGCUCUUCACUGAGGAGGGGCCCCCUCCCCUGGUGUGCCCCCUCCCUUAGUCUCCCUCCAGGCCUCCCCUGGCUGACCUCUAAGAGCCCAAGUCUCCAUGGAGCCCCAGCCAGCGUGCACCUGGCCCAGACCUGCACCCUUCCCGCCCCCGGKAGCCCACGGAGCAGGCCACAGCCUCGCAUCGCCAAGAGGAGCUUCUGCAAGUGGYUCUUGAGGCUGUUGAAACUAAAAGUAAAAACUUAAUUGAAAGUAUCACUGACUCCCAGAACCUGGGGAUGCUGCCCCAUUAGGGAACUCCUGAAGCGAAGAGUCGGAAAAGCCCUGAACACCAGCUGGGAAUACAGGGAAAGUUCAUCACACCACUCACAGAAUCACCCACCCAUCCACCCAGCCAUCCAUCCAUCCAUCCAUCCCCUCCUUUUGGCAUUUUGAAUAUAUCAGCCCACCUUCUGUCCUCCAAAGUUUCUGAUAAGAAAUCUGCUGAUAAUUUUAUGAUGAGUGCUGAAGACUGAACCCCUUGACCUCACACUUGCUAUGCAAGAGUUCUGCCACUGAGCUAUCAUCUACAACCACCAGAGUGGGAUCCUAAUUAUCCA
Urocitellus parryii (Arctic ground squirrel) is the source of this 1211-nucleotide messenger RNA. The record is from RefSeq and is a predicted model, not a curated record. NCBI's taxonomy places the organism in Eukaryota, Metazoa, Chordata, Mammalia, Rodentia, Sciuridae.